CAUUACCUUCCAAUGCAACACCAACGACAAGCACAAUGGCGGAUAGCUGUACGGAACUGGACGACGUCCUCAUGAAGUACUACCUCUGUCCUAUGUACGCCCUGGAGUUUACCUUGGGUUUCCUGGGUAACCUAGUGGUCGUCCUGGGUUACCCGCUGUGCCUGCAGAAAUGGCGGAGUACCAAUGUCUACCUGUACAACCUGGCGGUGUCCGACAUCAUCUGUGUGUGCGCUCUGCCCCGCCUCUCCUACCUGUACGCCAACAACAUGGAAGAAACAUCUCCUGUCAACUGUGUUCUCAACCGCUACAUCCUCUUCGUCAACAUGUACGCCAGCGUCCUCUUCAUGGCUCUGGUCAGUCUGGACCGCUACCUGCUGCUCUGCCACCCUGCUCGCGGCCACAUCCUCCUGACACCACGCAUGGCCAUCCGCAUCUCCAUCCUCACCUGGCUCCUCGUCAACCUCGAGAUGACCCCUCUGGUCUACUACGCCAUCAAGGACAACGCCCGCUGGAACGGCACCGUGUGCCAUGACUUUGCCAGCCUCUCGAGGUCCUGGGACUUCCUGGGCUACAGCUUGGGUCUGACUGUCGUGGGGUACAUCCUGCCCCUGGUGGUCCUCUUCUGGAGCACUCAGAAGAUCGCCUCCAUGCUGAAGACUCAGGAGAAGGCCUUCCAGCAGCGGGUAACCUCAUUCAGGAGGCCACUGCGUGUAGUGAGGGCAGCGGCAUACAUGUUCCUGCUCCUCUACUUGCCAUACCACAUCAUGAGGAACAUACGCAUCCUUACACGACUGCUGGUUGGCAGUAUGUCCACAUGCACCAUUGUGAAAAUCGAGGUGGUGUACAUCAUAACAAGGCCGAUAGCUUACGCACACAGCGUCAUCAACCCCAUCUUUUACUUCUUGAUGACAGAACGUUUCCGUGAGCAGCUCCUGGCCAGGGGUCAGCAGAUGAGAACUAGACUCACUGGCUUCUGCUGCAAAACAUCAUGAAUGGACAAGACAAGCAAACAGGACCCAAUGCCCACCACCCUUGUCAAGGCAUGUCUCCCCACCUCAUGCCAUACAAUGGCCAACAUAAUUAAUACCUCACUGGAGAGUGGAGUGGUGCCUACCAGCUUUACAAUGACUGUAGUCAUCCCAACCCUCAAAAAACCUGGUCUUGACCGGGAUGACCCCAACAACUACCGCCCAAUCUCCUCAGUAAAAUCCUGGAAAGAGCAGAGUGGCUGCCCAGCUCCUGAGUCACAUGUCCCAUCACGAUCUCUUCGAACCCCUCCAAUCUGGCUUCAGAGCACACCACAGCAGAGAGACCUCCCUCAUUGAAAUCACAAAUUACCUCAUCGCCGCUGACAACAGUCUCGCCAGCAUCCUCAUCCUCCUGUACCUCUCUGCAUCCUUUGACACCGUCUCUCACAUCAUCCUCCUCCACCGCCUCUCUGAAUUCAUCAGCCUCACUGACACACUCACCUGGUUCCGGUCUUAUCUUUCAAGCAGGAAACGAUUCCUCUCCAUGAACCUCCCGUCUGGACUAAUGAUAGUAAUUGAUCCCCUUGGGGAUCAAUAAAGUAUCUAUCUAUCUAUCUAUCUAUCUAUCAAUGAUGUCCUGUCUGGUCUGCCCAGAAAGGCCCUUGACAGGCUACAAUAUGUCCAGAACGCAGCUGCCAGGGUCUUAACACGCACAAAACCCUGGCAGCACAUCAUUCCCCAUCCUGAUAAAGCUUUGCUGGCUGCCAGUCAAGUCACAAAUCAAUUUCAAAAUCCUUCUCACCUACAAAUCCCUCCAUGCACUUGCCAGUCAAGUCACAAAUCAAUUUCAAAAUCCUUCUCACCUACAAAUCCCUCCAUGCACUUGCACCCCAGUAUCUUACUGAUCUCCUCCACCCUUACAGUCAAUCACAGUCCCUGGGGUCCUCUGACAAGAAUCAGCUUGCCAUUCCCCGCACCCUUUGGGGACAGAGCCUUCUGCGCUGCUGCCCCCAGUCUAUGGAAGAUUCUACCCCUCCACAUACACACUGCCCCCACCCUACUGUAGUAGGUGUGUUCAAAAAACAUCUAAUUUGUUCUCCAAGGACUUCCCAACUCCUUCAUUUUGUUUGUUAAGCGACCUUGGGUAUCCUGAAAGGCGCUAUACACAUUUAAGCCAUUAUUAUUAUUAUUAUUAUUAUUAUUAUUAUUAUUAUUAUU
Messenger RNA from Alosa sapidissima (American shad), 2186 nucleotides. Its product is annotated as succinate receptor 1-like. NCBI's taxonomy places the organism in Eukaryota, Metazoa, Chordata, Actinopteri, Clupeiformes, Clupeidae. Gene Ontology annotation, cellular component: plasma membrane. Gene Ontology annotation, molecular function: G protein-coupled receptor activity. Gene Ontology annotation, biological process: G protein-coupled receptor signaling pathway. The record is from RefSeq and is a predicted model, not a curated record. The transcript has 2 exons. Bases 36 to 992 code for a protein of 318 amino acids.